AUGGACCGGCUCUCAACUUUGCCUGAGCCUCUCCUUCUCAUCAUAAUCUCACUUUUGCCCUUCAAAGAAGCCAUAAGAACCUGCGUUUUGUCCACCCGUUGGCGUCACCUUUGGUGUUCAACCGCAAACAUCGAGUUCAAUGAACAUUUCUUUGUGAACGUCGAUGCAAGGAGAGAAAUUCAGAGACAAGUUUUCAUUGACUUUGCGCAGCAAUGGAUUGCAAACUACCAAGAAGACAACAUAGAUAAGUUUUCUCUCACAUUUUCUCACCCUAGAAAUUCCCAAAUCUUCGUCGAAAACUGUCUCAAGUUUUCUCUUGCUCGCCAUGUCAAACACAUGGGGCUUGAUUUCUCUGAACCCACCUGGGAUAUAUCUGAUCCUGGCGACAACCCUCAUCCGGUGUCGUUUGAUCUGCCUUCCCAGGUCUACAGCCAUCAUGUGAUUGAGUCUUUAACUCUUUCUUCCUGCAAUUUUGUUGUGUCUGAGUUCAAGAACUUUAGGUUCCUUAAACAUGUUUCGUUGGCUUGGGUUGAACUUAGGGCUUCUACUGUCGAGGCUCUGUUAGUUAACUGCGGGCUGCUUGAGAGUCUAAAUCUAAAGCAGUGUUGGAACACCAACAGCGUUGACGUCUGUGGACAGGACUUAAAGCUAGCGUCUUUGGUUGUCGAUAGGUGCAUGUGUUUGGGUUAUCAGAGGAUUUCAAUUGAGGCACCAAACGUAAAAUAUUUGAGGUUUGCUGGCUUUGUGGCCAUGUUUGAUGUGAACACAACAGAAGGCUUGGAAGAAGUUUACCUUGAUUUUGGUCUUGCGUCUAUAUGUGAUGAAGAUAGUGGUUAUCUUCUCUAUGACCUCCUGUGUGAAGUUUACCCUUCGAGGGCUUUGACUGUUUGCAGUUACACGCUCCAGACUAUUACCAUGGGACCGGAGCCAAUUGGUAUGGAACCGCGUUUGAGCGUCACAAACUUGACCUUAAAGACUGCUAUGCAUUACAAUGAACAAAAGGGGAUCAAGUUUUUCUUAACUAGUUGUCCUUUGUUGGAGACUCUCACCAUCGACAUAUGCCGUGGGACAAUUUUUCUCCAUGAAGAUGAAGCUCCAUUUCGUACACUCAACCCUUCUGAUGUUUGGAUCGAAAACCCGAUAGUUUACUUGUGCAUAAUCCGAACCCUGAGAGAGGUGGAGAUCAAGGGCUUCAAGGGGACACAAAAUGAGUUCUAUUUGCUGGCCUAUCUGGUCCUCCAUGGUCGUCUCAUGCAGAAGCUUACUGUGGUUACCUCGAGGGAAAUCAGCAACCAUGGAAACCCUGCAGUAUACCGAAGUGUAGCUGAGAAACUGUGUGCAGUGAGACGUGCCUCACAGCAGCUGCAAAUUACCAUUAUGUAG
Prunus armeniaca (apricot) is the source of this 1383-nucleotide messenger RNA. NCBI's taxonomy places the organism in Eukaryota, Viridiplantae, Streptophyta, Magnoliopsida, Rosales, Rosaceae. The record is from the annotation of a GenBank genome assembly.